Molecule: messenger RNA, 343 nt
Organism: Geodia barretti
Lineage: Eukaryota; Metazoa; Porifera; Demospongiae; Tetractinellida; Geodiidae
Source: the annotation of a GenBank genome assembly
UACCCCCAGACUAUGACUGUUGGAAGGACAACCAGUCAAUGUGGAAAUGGUGAUGGAGCAGAUGAAGAAGAGCAGCGAAGUGGCAGUUCGUCUCAUCAUAAAGUCAGUCUCCUUACUCUCUACAGAAGACUGGACCGACACCAUCCAAAAGACCCAGGAACUGGCAAAGUCUUCAGUGAUGCUGUCCUAAGCAGUCAUUAACUCAGUUUGUUCGUUUUUUUAGCGAUGCAGUUGAUGAUGAUGUUAUAUACACAGUAUGUAUGAUUACAUUAUUCAAGUACGAGCUCCCAGGUCUGUAAGCACAAGUAAAAGUAUUAUACAAAUGGACUUGUUUUUCCCCUAC